CUCGCUUUCGACAUGACACCGUGGAAGAAAGUAUCUUUACUCAAAAUUUAGUGUAAUAAAGCUUCACCAUUUUUUUACGUCCAUUUACAAUUAUUUGCUUUCAAAAGGAAAGCGUUAACUGUCAGACUACCCGAAACGGCUAACCUUUCCCCUGCCACUGAACCGAAGAUGUAUGCUAGCAUGCGUAUUUGUCGGUCACCAUCGACUUUUUUUGGACGCCUCUUUCGUCUUUGAGGAUGGCUAGCCCUACAUUGACCGAAAGUUUGGUUACAUUGGGGCUGAUUUUAAGUGAAGUUUAUUGGCAUUUUUGCUCUACAUGGCGGUUACAGUACCCGGUGUAUAGCCAACAAUCUAUUAAUUUGACAGCUGCAGCUAGUUAUAUCGGGAAUGGAAGCCGGAUACACGGGUUGAGUAAUCCACAGGAACGCCUCCUUUGUCGCUCGUCCAAUGGACGGCCAAAAGGGCCGGUCUACGUAUGGUGAAUGUGCUUUAGGAAGGCGCUUUGAGUCUGUACCUAGAGGGAACGGCGGAGAGAGCUGCAGGAUGGCGGGUACAGUGGUCAGGACUCCAGGCUCCUCACCUGAUAAAUCCAGUUGUUUUUAUUUGGUGACCUGGAUCAACAGCCUUCUGAAGACAAACUUCAAAAAUGUGCAGGAGAUGGGUUCAGGUGCGUGCCACUGUCAGGUGAUGGACUGCAUUUUUCCUGGAUCUGUUGACAUGACCAAGGUGAAGUUUGAUGCGCAAAGUGAGGAUGACUAUAAGCACAAUUUCAGGCUCCUCCAUGAGGCCUUCACCACAAAUGGCGUCACAAGGAUCAUUCCGGUUGAGAAGCUCAUAACAGGAGAUUUUAAAAGCAACUUUGAGUUCCUGAAGUGGUUCAAACGUUUCUAUGAGGAAAAUGUGAAAAAUAACGAAUAUGACCCUGUGAAAGCUCGUGGCAGCUGUGAUAUCAGCCCUAUUUUGGUUAAGUCAGAGACAUCUAAAUUGGAAUCAGACAUGGAAGAAAAGUGCAAAACGACUAAAAGGUUCCCUUACACAGAGAAGUGGAAGGAUAUUUUUGCUUGGGCUGACCGCAGUGCUCGUGGUGACCACUAUACCUACUGCUCCUCUUGUGACACUGACCUUAGUACUAUUUUCAAAGGCGUUAUUGAACUUAAGCGACACGUGGAAACAGCCAAACACAAGAAAAGGACUGCGAAGAAAAGAGUCAGCCAAAGCAUGCAGGUCACAAAGUCGCUGCCUUGCAGUGAUGCAGCUGUCAGGUUUAUUUACAAUCACUGUUACACUGGAUCUGCUAAAGGUCAGCAGGGGUCUAGACAUUUUGCACACUGUAAGCUGGGAUCUCAGUACCCCAAAGAUAUUAUAUCUGUAUGUGAAAACACUCCUUACUGUUUAUACAUUUAUGGAGGGGUACCAGUAGGAAAGGAUGAAGCUGUCUCUGUGUUGCUUGUUGGAUUUUUUGAUGUUAAAACCUCCAGUCACUGCAUCAGAUUUCUGGAUGCUCUUCAGUCAGGGGGUGGUCCAGGAGAUCAGUCUGCAGCAGCAGUGGUGGAUAGCUUGAAGAAAUUCGGGCUAUCCACAGAUAAUCUUGCUGCUGUUUAUUUAACUGGUAAUGGUGCAGCCACAGAGCAGAUCUGUUCACAGCUCAGGGAGCUCAAUGCAAACAUCGUAGCCUUAGGAGGCCUGUACACAGUCGCUGAUGCUGCUUGUCGUGCUGCCAUCAAAGAGCUCUCCAGUCAGGCUCAAGAAUUGAUAGUAGACCUCCAUGCACACUAUUCCUCCUGCUCUUCCAAGAAUGACUGCCUUAAAGCCCUUUUUGGCUCUGAUGUCAGCAACAACAGCAUGUCAUUUCACCCCAACGCCAGCUCCUUUAGAUUUUUUCUGUUGGUUACAAAAAUCUUGGAAAAAUGGACUGAUCUCACACUGUUCUUCAGUUCAUACAAUGAAGACAUUGAGAAGGCGAAGUCCAUCUGUUCUCAGCUGAAGGAUCCCAAAGUCAAGGCAACAUUUAUGUUCCUAGAGCAGGCCUUAGAGCCUCUGCACCGUUUUCAAAGGAAAACUCAGGAAGCUUCUGGUGCUGAUAGGCAGCUUAUCCUAGAUGAAGCUAAUAGCCUGCUUUCCAUUUACACUUCCUACUUCCUGAGCCCCGAGGCUGCUGCUCGCUUCCUCAAGGAACGUGAUGUCCAAAUCCUUAAGAACAAGAGCUUCCACCUUCCAAGCUCUGAGCUCAGUCUGGGUGAAAAAACUGUAGAAGACUUUCUGAAAACAUCUGAGGCUGCUGAGGCACUGCCACUGUUACAGGAGCAGGUGUUGUCAUUUUACAUUGCACUUACAGAUUGUAUCGCAGAGGAGCUGCCUUUAAAUGACUCAGUGCUGAAGAGCAUUGCUCAGCUGCUGAACCCACAGAGCAGGCUGAAAAUGACAGGGGAAAUGGUUGGGGAGCUGGGCACCAAGCUGGGAAUCUGCAACUCUCCUGAGGAAGUCAAACAGCUCACAACUGAAUUCCUCGAGUAUCAGAAUGCUCAGGAGAGAGAGAGCGAGGUGGAAGCAAAGGACAACGCAGCUGUGGGUUCACUGGAGAAGCACACCAGCCUACUGACUCAAACCAAGCCAGCCUCAGUCUUCAGGAAGCUUCUUUUGAUCCUUUUGUCUUUACCAUGUCCUCCGCUUGAAACGCAGCAGAUUUUUACUCAGGCCUUAGAGAAUGACAAUGGUGGAGUCCUUUCUGAGAGUGACGCCUUAACAGAAAGCGAGUUGGAUGCCACAUUUGAGGCCCUCUCUGACAGCAUCAACAGCAAGGACCGCCAAAUUCGCACGAGAGGUCAGAAUGGCAUUAAUGUAAAAGUGAAACCGUGUGCUGUCCACCUUACAAAAAUAAAAGAGCCAGAUGAUGGAUUUGAAAACAUACUUGAAGUGAAUGGUGCCUCAUGGAAAGAGGGGACCAUUAGGGGAGGUUUUGGCUGGGAGAGCAGCUUGCGCCAGAAGCCAAAGGCCCGGUCAUUGUAUCAGGCUGGUACUAACAUCUGGGCCAAAUCCAUAGAUCUUGAUAAGGACAGCAAAAAUGGUCUGGGGUCCCAAGAUGAUGUGUCGGAAGAAGCAACACCCAAUAAACAAACACCAACUAGAGCACGACGUAGACCAGCCUACCAGGAUGGUAAAGGGUUUCUUGCAGGAGAGCUGGUGUGGGGGAAGAUUAAAGGUUUUUCCUGGUGGCCUGGGAUGGUGGUGCCGUGGAAAACCAAGUGUGCUCCUGUGGGUAUGCGGAGAGUGGAGUGGUUCGGAGACGGGAUGUUCUCAGAGGUGCAUACUGAGGGUCUUAUGUCGUUUACUGCCUUCACUAAGUGCUUCUGCAAAAAUUCCUUUGCCAGCUUGCCCGUCUAUAAGAAAGCUAUCUACCAAAUACUUGAGUUGGCAGGUGAGAGGUGUGGGAAAUCUUUUGCUGAGGCUGAAGGUAAUGAAGAAAAAGAGCUAAAGCUGAUGUUGGACUGGGCUUUUGAGGGAUUUCUGCCUACAGGACCUGAUGGAUUCAUACCAGCUGAUUCCUCUGCACAUGGUCAUUCCUCUGAUUCGACUCUGUCCGACAUCCCGCCUCCAGCGAAAAGAAAAUAUGUUUUUAAAAAUAAGGCAAAUGCUCCCAUCAUAGUCUAUAACAAAGAAAAAAUAACAGAAGGAGUCAAAGAAAAGGGCAAAACAAUUGAAGGUAAAUUUUGUUUGUCUUGUGGAUCAUGUGAGAUUGACGUCCAGCACCCAUUGUUUGAAGGUGGUCUUUGUCUAAAUGCAAAGGGAAAACUUCACGAAACACUGUACCGCUACGAUGACGACGGCUACCAGUCGUACUGCACUAUAUGCUGUGCAGGUUUGGAGGUCAUUCUUUGUGGCAACCCCAGCUGCUGCAGAUGUUACUGUAAGGACUGUCUGAACAUCCUGGUGGGCCCAGACACCUUUGAUAAGCAGAAAGAUAUCGACCCGUGGAGCUGCUUCAUAUGCCAGCCGUCAGCGUGUAAAGGAAACCUCAAACUCAGGCCAGACUGGAGUGUGAAGGUCCAAGACUUCUUUGCCAACAACAGCGCCAUGGAGUUUGAGCCUCACAGAGUUUACCCUUCAAUUCCUGCUGAUCAGCGCAGGCCAAUAAAGGUGCUCUCGCUUUUUGAUGGCAUUGCAACAGGAUACCUGGUGCUCAAAGACCUGGGCUUCAAGAUCGAGCGCUACAUUGCUUCAGAGAUUUGUGAUGAUUCAAUCGCCGUAGGGAUGGUCAAGCACGAGGGAAAGAUCGAGUAUGUCAGUGACGUUCGCACAAUUACGAGAAAACAUCUGGCUGAAUGGGGUCCUUUUGAUCUUCUGAUUGGAGGCAGUCCCUGUAACGACCUGUCCAUGGUGAACCCGCUUCGAAAAGGAUUAUUUGAGGGCACUGGAAGGCUCUUUUUUGAGUUCUAUCGCAUACUGACCUUGUUGAGGCCAAGAGAGGACGACAACCGCCCGUUUUUCUGGUUGUUUGAGAAUGUGGUUUUCAUGAGCGCCAACGACAAAUCAGAUAUCUGCAGAUUCUUAGAGUGUAAUCCAAUUCUUAUUGAUGCAGUGAAAGUCAGUCCUGCUCACAGAGCACGGUACUUCUGGGGAAAUCUACCUGGCAUGAACAGACCUCUCGCUACGUCUCUCGAUGACAAGGUGACUCUGCAGGGCUGUCUGGAAGCUGGACGCGAGGCAAAGUUUGACAAAGUGCGAACUAUCACAACAAAGUCCAACUCCAUCAGGCAGGGGAAGAUGGGGCCGCUGCCUGUCUCCAUGAAUGGCAAGGAAGACUACCUGUGGUGCACUGAAAUGGAACAGAUCUUUGGCUUCCCCAAACACUACACUGACGUGAACAACAUGGGCCGAAUGCAGAGGCAGAAAGUCCUGGGUCGCUCCUGGAGUGUGCCUGUGAUUCGUCACCUCUUUGCCCCACUGAAGGAUUAUUUUGAAUGUGAAUAGCGAAUGUGAAAUGAAUCCUCACACCAGAGCUGGAGCGGUAAACCUGAUGCCUUAUCCUGCCCUGCCUUACUAGCUAGUUUAAACUCUGGUCUCUCUCUCUCUCUGGAAGACCUAACAUAGUUUUGCCUUUUAGAAAUGAUUUGCUCAUGAAUUUCCUUUUUUGUUUUAUUCUGUGAUUCUGUCAGUCAACCAUGAUCCUCCACCACAGCAGGCACAGACACUUUUCAGUUUCUUUUGAAAAAUGAUGUUGCUGUAAUCAAAACACUAAUGUCACUCAGAACAGGCCUGCAUCAUGAAGUGAGGUGGAUCAGUUAGGUCACUCUGCUUACUUUAAUCAUGAAUAGAAAGGCGAUCAUAGCUGCUAGUCAAAUUGACACACUGUUUUUAAUUAGAUUUUUUAAUUAAAUAUGACUGCAACAUUUUUGUCAGACAGGCUACAAUCAGUUUGUUUUUUUUACUCUGGAUGAUGUGAAAAGAGCUGCUGGAAGCAGAAGUGUUUCUGGAUGCUUCAGUGUUUCUGUUCUGGUUCAGUGUCAAUGAACCAGUGUCUCAAACUGAUAACACGCGCAGUUAGAGGCAACUUAAUAACCACAGUGAUACAUCCAAGAGUCCGAUAAUUCCCUCUGGAUCCACAGCAGAGCCAAAACAGAUGAAACACUGCACUUGGAUUUAUCAGGUCAUUAUAAAUACGAGACUAUAUAAUGCUUAUGGUGCUGGUGUAAGUGUUGGACAGUACGUUAAAAGCUUUAAAGGCAUCUUCUGUUUUCAGCUUUUCUUGUUCUGGCCUUAAGUUGCCUAAAAUUAGUCACUAUAUGAUUAUAUGUAGUUCCAGAGUUCAGUUCCAGGUCACAGAGAGUGGCUGAACUCACUCCGUGGUGCAGGCCUCUCCUCUCUACCUCAACACUGGUUUAAAAUCUGCAACUGCAAGUUUUUGGUGUUAAUUUAUGAAUACAAACCAGUAUUACUUUGUUUCUGUAUGAUCCAUAUUUUAUCAUGUUUUCCAUUAAUCUUUCACGGGAUUUUAAGUAUGGUCCAAUCCUUACUGUGAUGAAUUUUGUUGCUUUUUUACUUCCAAUGGAUUUUUUCUUAAUCUGUGUUUUAACACACUUUCCAUCAAAUCCCAUCAGUCCCGCUGUGAUGCACCAGUGAUUUUUACCCCACUGGUUUUGCAUUUGUGCUAAAAUUUAAUCUUUUUUAAGGAUGUUAUUUACACAAGACCAGAAAUAUUUAGAAUCUGCUCACUGGCGACAAGCUGAGUCUUUUAAUGAGCCACACAGGUCAGACUUUAGUAGACAGGAUGUUUUUAAAGUGGCAGAUAUUCACGGUAAAGGACUGUAACUAUGGUUUAAUCGCUACAAACAAAAAAGUCAAAGUACAUUUAUAACAUAAAGAGGGCACACCAUGUCAAAUAAAACCAUUAAACAUUCCUUGAAAUGUAUUUAGCUUCCCCCUUCUAACAGGUAAUUUUAUUUCCAGUUUUUCUGUUUUAUUUGAAUGACAUUUUUCACGACAGGAACUGUUGGCCAGUUAGUUACUUUUUGUGAUAACCUAUGUUUAAAGAUUGUUUAAGACCUUCCAAAACAAACUAAAGCCUAAACAUAAUUUGAAGAAACAAAUUCUAUGACUUUAUGUCCAAAGUAUAUAUUGUGUUCAAGAGAUAUCAACUGGAGUUGAAUUCUUGCUGGGCUGUACUUUCACAUAAUACAUCUUUGUAUUGACUCAUGGUGCAGUGAGUCAAUAUAAGUCAGUGUUUUUCAAGGCAGGCUAUUCAGAGCACAUUAAUAUUUACAGUCUUGGCCUCAUAAAAUGCAGAGUGCACAUCCAGAAACAUUUCAAUGCACCCACAGAUGAAAUGCUGCCCCCUUGUGGUGAAGGUUUGGUUAAAUUCACAGAGGGGAAGUUCUAAAAAGUACCUCGAAGCAGUCAGCUGCCAAACAUUAUCCCCUUUGGUCACCGUGUACACAAUUGUGUGCAUUAUUCUCUGUAGUUAUAUAUUGUACUGUAAUAUUCAUUUUCUGACAUCUCCUACCUUAAAAAAAAAAAAAAAAGCUUAGUAGGUAGAAGGUGAUUCUCUCCCACCACCACCACCAAAAUUCCUGUAUUGUGACUAAAGGUUGAAAAAAGCCAUAAAACAGUCAAAUGAAGGGCAAAUGAAAGUAAUUAGAAAAAAUACAAUAAAAUCUGUUGAUGUUUCUACUAUGUCCAUGUGUAGAACUACUGAACUACAUAAUAGACUGUUAUUGUGAAAAGAAACAGGAUGCAGUAGAGCAACAUUUCACUUAGCGAUCUGAGCCAAAUGUAUUAUGGUUAUAUUACAUAUUUUGUGGCUUUUUAUUCAUGCAGUUAUUUCAUAGCAUUCAUGUGUUUAUUUUGUUUUCCAUGUAAUGUAUUUUGAUUUCCAUCAAGCAGCUGUUCAAAAGACAAACAUGAACCUCCAAAAUGUAAACAUGGAUCUGCUCAAGAUCCAGAUUUUUAAAGUUUUCUCAAAACCGUAACUUGUGCUAAAUUUGCUCCAUGUCUAAUUUGCUGUGAUGUUUACACCGGUCUGUGUAACUCAAAGCUUUAACCCAGCUGCAGCUAUUAGAGAAAAUUACAUGGCAGGUGUUUGUUUUAUUCUGUGAAAAAAACAAAAACAAAUUUAAUGGUUCCAGUUGUGAAAUGUGCGUUUUUCGCUCUGAGAUUGUAAUAAUUUCAUAGUAAUUAACAAUGUUAAUUGUUAAUCAGUCAAGAUUAUAAUCACAACGUUGAUAACUGUUUUUUUUUUUUUUUUUAAAUUGCAAUAAUUUUAAAAGCACAAAAUACUUAAAAAUUAUUCAAGUGCUCAGUUUCCAGGUGCUAAACUUGAUCUUUCUUUUCACCACAUAUAACCUGAAUAUCUCUUGUGGAAAAACAUUUUUUGAACUGUGGUUCUCAUAUUCUGUAACAUUUUUCUGUAGUUUUAAAAAGUACAAUUAAUUAUUUUUGAUUGCGUAAUCGGUAGAAUAAUCAAUAGUGAAAUUCUUAAUUGCAGCACUGAUAUUUCGGGAUUGUGGUAUUAUUGACUGAUUUGGGGGGGGGUAACAAGACGUCUGUCAUUUCCUGCUCCAGAAAAUUGUAGCCAUGUUUGCUUCUUUUUAUUUUUUUUUAUCAGGUAAACAAUGGACAGACUAAUAAUAGAAAUAAGCAGUUUGAAGGCGAGCUGUAACACCAGUUUCAAUGUUACUUCUGUUUCUUCCCCUAAACGUUUGGUGCUGUGUUUUUUAAAAAAUACUGUUCAGGUGUCAAGUUGACAUUUUUGUUGUUCAAAUCAUUAUAUUAACAUGACUGGAGGUUUAGAUAUCGGUGCUACCCUCCGUCAUGACUCACUGUGUUUGGGUUUCCUGUUUGAUCACAGAUGUUUCGUACUGUUGAGUGUGUUCAUAUGACAGCGAGGCUUCAUUUUUACACUUUUACCUCAUUGUUACUUUUUGGGAUUUCUGAUGGUGCUAUGGCAACGGUGCUCACUUUGCAUGUUCAGUUCAGUUACAGCCUCCUUUAUGUUUUUACAUCUGAUCCUGACGCUAGCUGAAAAGGAACUUUACUGUGUUUUUAUUUUGCAGUGUGUUAACGUGUUUUUCAUUUUUAUCGAAUGAGCAAUUGUUGUAGGAAAAUAUUAGUAUGAUAGUUAAUUAUCUUUGUGAAGGGAAAAAAAUGUUGGAGCAUAAUGACAAAGUGUUUGAGGAUUUCACUCAGGCAUUAAAAACAGGUGCUGUUAAAAGACAAACAUUUCCUUUUUGGCUCUAUUUUCAUUUAUGUCUGGACUAAUUUAGCCAAAAAUGCCUUUUCUUGAGCCAGAAUGUUUCAUUGCUUCCCAGUGACUGAUUAAAGACUGAUAGACUGGA
Molecule: messenger RNA, 8828 nt
Organism: Archocentrus centrarchus (flier cichlid)
Lineage: Eukaryota; Metazoa; Chordata; Actinopteri; Cichliformes; Cichlidae
Exons: 27
Coding region: 448-4968 (1506 amino acids)
Biological process (GO): negative regulation of transcription by RNA polymerase II
Cellular component (GO): nucleus
Molecular function (GO): protein binding; DNA (cytosine-5-)-methyltransferase activity, acting on CpG substrates; DNA binding
Source: RefSeq, a predicted model, not a curated record